AUGGGUCCUUUACCUAAGAAGACCGACCCUAGGGAACUUCAUUCAUCGGAAAAUGGCGACGAUAUUAUUCCAGAUGAGGCUAUCCACGUCCCCGGUUAUGAGUCAAAGCUUGAAAUCGCGCACGGCGAGACAAGGAAGGCAUUGUUGAAAGUCGACUUAUGCAUUCUGCCGGUCAUUGUGCUUUGCUUCUGCUUUCUCCAAUUUGACCGUACCAAUAUUGGCAAUGCCUUGACUGACACUCUGCGAACCGACAUCAAGAUAAAUAAUUCAGACAUCAACUUGGCACAAACCCUGUUCACGGUGGGUUUCAUCGUGACGGAGCUGCCAUUCAACAUGAUUAGCAAGUGGAUGGGGCCAGAGAGAUUUCUCCCAAUCACCAUGUUUCUCUGGGGCAUUGCGACUUGGUCCCAAGUCUUCAUUACGAAUGCAGCCGGGCUUUGCGCCGCUCGCUUCUUUAUUGGUGCCCUUGAAGGCGGUUAUAUUCCAGGCUUCGCACUCUACAUAUCGCGAUAUUACACGAAUCAGGAGUUGGCCUUGCGAUAUGCUAUUUUUUGGGCUUCCAACAGCUUCGCGGGAGCAUUGGGCGGACCUUUAUCCAUUGGCCUCCUGUCACUUCGAGGCCGAGGUGGUCUUGCAGGGUGGCAAUGGCUUUUUCUGAUCGAGGGUGUCUUGACUUGUGUUCUCGGAGUCGCCGCAUACCUGUACCUCCCUCACAAUGCUGCUUUACCAAAGUCGUUCUUUGGCAAAUCAUUCAACAUCUUCGCCGAGCGCGAAGCAUCCAUCAUCGUUACCCGUGUCAUCCGAAAUGACCCCACCAAGGCCCUCCGAUAUGGACAACCAGUUCUGCUCUCCCACAUUGCAGAGACGCUUGCUGACUGGAGGCUAUACGGGCAUCUCGUGGCUGGCCUCCUUUCAAUGGUUAUGAUUUCGCCGAUGAACACCUAUGCACCUUCCAUCAUCAAAUCAUUGGGUUUCACCGCGCUUCAAGCCAAUGGCCUCAAUUCCGUUGGUAGUGUGUGCGCAUUGAUCUGGUCAGUGAUGCUGGCCUUUAGCAGCGACCACUUCCGCGAGCGAGGGUUCCAUAUUGCAUUGGGCUAUUCUUGGGGAGCGGCUGGCUUGCUCUGGCUCGCAUUGGCGCCCGACAAUGUCAGCAAAUGGACGCUCUAUGGUGGCGUUGUCUGGACACAGAUGGGCAUGGGAUGCGUCCAGGCCAUCAGUGCUGCUUGGCUCACUGCCAAGAUGCAAGACUACAGGCGACCUGUAGCACUGGCUGCCUAUGUGAUGAGCAUACAGCUUGCCAACUUUCCUGGUAACCAACUAUUCCGGGAUCAAGAUGCACCUCGAUAUACUCGCGGGCUGAGCAUCGCUGCCGGCUGUGCUCUUGCCGCUGCGGCUGUGAUUCUGUUGUGGAAGCUGUUGUAUCGUCUGUUCGACAACGGCGAUGCUGGUGUUGAGGCCCAGUUUCAUGUUGCUCCGGCAGAAGGCAGGGGCUCAACCGGGAUGGAGAGCGCCAUAGGGGGAAAAUCUAUCUAG
Messenger RNA from Clonostachys rhizophaga, 1533 nucleotides. NCBI's taxonomy places the organism in Eukaryota, Fungi, Ascomycota, Sordariomycetes, Hypocreales, Bionectriaceae. The record is from the annotation of a GenBank genome assembly.